AUGGAUGCGUCCGCCUCAGUCCAGGCCCUGGCCGUGGCCCUGCUCUCCUACGCCCUGUACCACCUCGUCCACACCUUCCAUUGGCACCCGCUCGCCCCCUUCCCCGGUCCCCGUCUUGCCGCCCUCACUCGCUUCUACAGAGCGUACUUUGACAUCUCGUGGAAGCACUCCUUCGCCCAUCAUCUGAUCGAACUUCAUAACAAAUACGGAGACGUCGUCCGCAUCGGCCCAAACGAGCUCCACUUCCGCACCCCAGCCGCCUACCUCGAGAUCUUCAGCCCGGCCAACCGCUGGGACAAGGAGGCGCGGCUGUACCACAGCUUCGGCGAGGACCGCUCGUCGUUCGGAUACCUGACCUACGCCGAGGCCAAAGAGCGCAAGGAUAUCCUGUCCCGCCGGUUCUCGCGCAAGGCUGUGCAGGAGGCGCAGGGGGUUGUGCAGGGGAUUGUCAUCGAGCUUUGCAGGACGCUUGCCGACAAUGCCGCCGCUCCCGUUGAUCUGUAUUAUGCGUUUCGGUGCAUGUCCGUCGAUGUCAUUACGUACCUCUGCUUCGCGAAAUCCGUCGACGCCGUGCACGCGCCGAACUAUGAAUCCCCGCUCCUCGUCGCAAUGGACGCCUCCAUGACCGUCUUCCCGGUCUUCAAGCACUUCCACUUCAUCAAGGAGAUGAUCAUGAACUGUCCGCCACGCCUAUCGAAGAUGCUUUCUCCCGCGACGGCGGGUCUGGUAGACCUGCAAACGCUCCUAAAAGCCCAGAUCGCAUCCCUCACAUCCGACCCCAGCCAACUCGAAAAACUCCCCCACAGCACCACAAUCUACCACGAGCUCCUCCGCCCCGAAGCAUAUCGCACGAACACCCAGCCAUGCCCAGGAAGUCUCUACGAAGAAGCCCAGGCCCUUAUGUUCGGCGGCGCCGAUACAACAGGCAUGACGCUCAUGCACGGGUGCUUCUACAUCCUGCAGGAAACGUCCAAGGACAUCUACGGCAAGCUGAAGGCGGAAUUGCGAAACGCCUGGCCGGAUCUGGACGCCGCGGCGCCGAAGUGGGAGGAUCUGGAGCGCUUGCCGUACCUGACGGGUGUGGUUAAGGAGAGUUUGCGCAUGGCGCCUGGCGUCGCGAGUCCGUUGCCGCGUGUUGUGCCGAGCUCGGGGGCGGUUGUGGGGGGCGUGCGUGUUCCUGGUGGUACGAUCGUCGCCCACUCCAGCCACUUCAUCCACAUGGACCCCGCCAUCUUCGAGGCUCCGCACGCCUUCAGACCCGAGCGCUGGAUCGGCGAGAAUGCCAAAGCGCUCGAUAGAUACCUCCUGGCGUUCUCGCGCGGGCCGAGGAGUUGUUUGGGGCUGCAGUUGGCCUGGGCAGAGCUGUACCUCACGUACGCGCAUAUCUUCCGCAAGUUCGAUGUUGAGAUCGAUGAGUCGAGUCCCAAGGAACUGAAGUGGAAGGAUACCUUUCUGGCGAGUUAUCUUGGUCCGCAUCUUAAGGCCUGGAUGAGGCCUGUUACCCGUUGA
This is a messenger RNA of Aspergillus mulundensis, 1509 nucleotides long. RefSeq names its product cytochrome P450. NCBI's taxonomy places the organism in Eukaryota, Fungi, Ascomycota, Eurotiomycetes, Eurotiales, Aspergillaceae. Gene Ontology annotation, molecular function: iron ion binding; oxidoreductase activity, acting on paired donors, with incorporation or reduction of molecular oxygen; monooxygenase activity. The transcript is spliced from 9 exons. The coding region runs from base 1 to 1509 and encodes 502 amino acids. The record is from RefSeq and is a predicted model, not a curated record.